Lolium rigidum is the source of this 2311-nucleotide messenger RNA. RefSeq names its product mitogen-activated protein kinase kinase kinase 3-like. The coding region runs from base 104 to 2083 and encodes 659 amino acids. The transcript is spliced from 11 exons. Lineage: Eukaryota; Viridiplantae; Streptophyta; Magnoliopsida; Poales; Poaceae. Gene Ontology annotation, biological process: protein phosphorylation. Gene Ontology annotation, molecular function: ATP binding; protein kinase activity. The record is from RefSeq and is a predicted model, not a curated record.
CGCCUCUCUGUCUCCAUCCCUCGACGACGAUACCCAUUUCGCUCCCCUCCCCCUCAUCAUCAUCUACCUCUGCGUGCCCAACGAGCGCUGCACGGCGGCCAGGAUGCCGGCGUGGUGGAAGGGCAAGGGCAGGACGGCCAGGACCAAGGCCCCGGACCCGCCGUCGCCCGGCGGCUCUGUCCCGGCCUCGGCGGUAGGGAGGGACAAGAGCAAGAACAAGAAGGCCAGCAGCUUCGACGAGGCGCUCAUCGCCAGGGAAGGCCGCGGGAAGCAGCAGCAGCAGCUGCGGGCGGUCGGGCACCCGCUGCCGCGCCCGGCGUCCCUGCCGUCGCCCCUGCCCUCCACCUCCGCGUCCGGGUCCACGUCCAGCGCCGGCAGCUCGUCCCUCGGCUCCUCGGCCGCCUCCGACGAGCCGCCGGAUCUCGGGUUCUACAGGCUGGCGAUUGAUUCUCGGAAGCAAAGCCUUGUGCUAGAAGAAGGGCGCUUAGUCACAAAUAACCAUCAGGUUUCGGAGCAUAAUAACAGAUCGUCUGAAGCCUCUGUUUCUCCAAGGAAAGAAUUUCAGCUCAACACUUUGGAUCUUUCAAACGAUCAGACGACCUACUGCCGUGGUCGAAAAUCGACAGAGAUUGUGUUCCCUACACGGAUGCCGAGCUCUCCCCCUAGCUCGAGAGGCCAACACUGUCCAGCCUCGCCUGUGCAUUCAAGAGCGUUCGGGCAAUGCCCUGGAUCCCCUACUGGAUGGCAGGAUGAUUCACGGAGCUCAAGCUCAAGCUCUGCGCACCCGCUUCCUCUUCCUCCAGGCACCCCGUGCUCAUCAUCUCGGUCCCUUCAUUCGCAGUGGAAGAAGGGGAAGUUGUUAGGCAGUGGUACGUUUGGGCAAGUAUACCUCGGAUUCAACAGUGAAGGCGGCCAAAUGUGUGCAAUUAAAGAGGUCAAGGUUAUUGCUGAUGAUUCGAACUCCAAAGAGUGUCUGAGGCAGCUAAAUCAGGAAAUGUUGCUUCUGAAUCAGCUUUCGCAUCCAAACAUUGUGCAGUACUACGGCAGCGAACUGUCGACUGAGACACUCUCAGUUUAUCUUGAGUUUGUUUCUGGGGGCUCUAUACAUAAGUUGCUUCAAGAAUAUGGUCCACUUGGGGAGACAGUCCUCCGGAAUUACACUGCGCAGAUCCUUUCUGGCCUUGCAUACUUGCAUGGGCGGAAAACAGUGCACAGAGAUAUCAAAGGAGCGAAUAUACUUGUAGAUCCUAACGGUGACAUUAAACUUGCAGAUUUCGGCAUGGCCAAGCAUAUAUCAGCAUACACAUCUAUCAAAUCCUUCAAAGGAAGCCCCUACUGGAUGGCUCCAGAGGUUAUCAUGAAUACCAACGGAUAUAGCCUUUCAGUGGACAUUUGGAGCCUUGGCUGCACCAUUCUUGAGAUGGCAACUGCAAGGCCUCCUUGGAGUCAGUACGAAGGGGUUGCUGCAAUAUUCAAAAUAGGAAACAGCAAAGACAUACCUGAUAUCCCAGAUCAUCUUUCUUCUGAAGCAAAAAACUUUCUGAAACUCUGCUUGCAGCGUGAUCCUGCUGCGCGUCCAACUGCUGCUCAAUUAAUAGAACAUCCUUGGGUCAAAGACCAAGCUUCAGUUAGGAGCUCCAGGUCUGGCAUUACUAGGGAUAUGUUUCCAACUUCCAGCGAUGGCAACAAAACCACGGUAAAGACAAACGUCGCGUUAUCAUCCUACAGAAGCUUAUCACCUCUGCGGGAUACUAAUCUCGGGAUGAGAAACUUGCCAAUGACAGCAGCUUCCAUUCCAGCGAUAUCCACUCGCAGGAUUUCUGCUAUCAAUGCAUCCAAUAUACGGAUGAACAUGUCCCUGCCCGUGUCGCCGUGCGGUAGCCCGCCGCGGCAGUACAAGCAAUCAAAUAGAAGUUGCUUGCCCUCACCUCCUCAUCCAGCAUAUUCAGCGGGAGCAGCCAACUACAGCCCUAUCAACAAUGCACUUUACCCUACUCGAGCAAGCAACUAUCUUUCAGAUCCAUGGCUCGAAAUCCCUCAACGGAAAAUAACACAAACAUUUGAUUCUCCAAGAAGAUUAUAGAAAUUCCAAACCGUACAUGUUCUUUAUACUGGAAGAGAAGAUAUUCCCUCGGUUAUGGUGUUAGAACCUAAGGGGUCUCUUUUUUCUUUUUCUCCCUUUCUGCAUGUAUCUUCCCCUCAGGAGUCAGGAUACAGUUGCCUCGUCCUUGUACAAAUUCACGCAACGAGAUCUAGUGAAAAGAAAUACUGUAGCAUUUUUGUUCAAGAAAGAGAGUAGCAUUUCAGGUUA